Suillus bovinus is the source of this 891-nucleotide messenger RNA. RefSeq names its product glutathione S-transferase. Lineage: Eukaryota; Fungi; Basidiomycota; Agaricomycetes; Boletales; Suillaceae. The coding region runs from base 1 to 639 and encodes 212 amino acids. Gene Ontology annotation, molecular function: glutathione transferase activity; glutathione binding. The record is from RefSeq and is a predicted model, not a curated record. Gene Ontology annotation, cellular component: cytoplasm. The transcript is spliced from 5 exons.
AUGGUCAAGUUGUACGGCUUUCCCCUGUCCACAUGCACGCGUCUCGUCGCCCUCAUCUGCAAGGAAAAGAAUAUCCCAUAUGAGUUCAUCCAGGUUGACUUGGUGAAAGGUGAACAGAAGGCUUCGUCUUACACCGCCAUUCACCCAUUCGGUCAGGUCCCAUACAUCGAUGACGAUGGUUUCAUUCUAUACGAGUCCCGCGCGAUAGCAAGAUACCUCAUCAGGAAAUACCCCAACCAGGGCACCCCCUUGAUUCCCAGCGACCCCAAGGCUAAUGCCCUGUUUGAACAAGCCGCUUCGAUCGAGGCGUUCAACUUCACCACCUUUAUUCAGCCAAUUGUUUAUGAAAAGCUUUUCAAGCCGCGCCGUGGUCUGCAAACAGACGAGGAACGUGUCAGCGUGAUGUUGGCGAUGCUCCAGGGCAAGAUGGAUGCGUAUGAGGUGAUCCUCGGCAAACAGAAGUACCUUGCUGGCGACUCCAUCACGUUAGCUGAUUUGUCCCACCUGGCGCUUGGCGCUUUGUUUUACGGACUCGGAGGUGCCUUUGCUGAGGUAUUUGACAGCAGGCCUAACCUUCUCAGGUGGUGGAAGGACAUCUCUAACAGACCUGCUUGGCUUGCCGUCAAGGAUGGUCCGUGAAGUCUUGUACAAUAAGUCCGGAAAGAAGUGCGGUUUCGUUGCAUGUAACACCAAUAAAAUUCAGUUUUGACAUUUGCUACUUGAUUCAUCGCAAGAGCGAGAACUCCGCCAUUCAUGAAAUGGCGAGGAUGCAUUUACAAUUGAAAAUAUUUGCGCACGACGGUAAAUAAGAAUCUACAUCUGCGCAUGCCUCAGAUCUCAGGUAUGAGUAACAAUGUCGGAGAUCGUGUACGACUCAUCAGUAAAAGUAGC